Messenger RNA from Chiroxiphia lanceolata (lance-tailed manakin), 3349 nucleotides. It is a transcript of the gene WIPF3, whose product is annotated as WAS/WASL interacting protein family member 3. The transcript is spliced from 7 exons. The record is from RefSeq and is a predicted model, not a curated record. Lineage: Eukaryota; Metazoa; Chordata; Aves; Passeriformes; Pipridae. Gene Ontology annotation, molecular function: actin binding. The coding region runs from base 1276 to 2613 and encodes 445 amino acids.
UAAUGAGAACCCACCGUUCCCUUACCAAUUCAUGUAAGUAAAGUAUGGAAUUUAAUUUCACUCUGUGUUACCUGAGGCAGCUCUGGCAUCUGAUAAAAAAAAUGAUCUUCACAUUCUUAUCCUCUUCCUUUCUGAAUUUCAUUGAAAUACUGAGAUGUUUCUCUUUUUGUAAAUAAAUGAGGUUGCCCUGCAGAUGGUGGGGUAGAAAGUAGACUAAGAAUUACAUCUUUUGUCUUACGGCCGUUUUUACUCUCAAAGUAUAUUUGUCUCCCUGCUGAAACACUUCUAUUGCUUGUGAUAGGGACUGAAGAUUUGACUGCCAUAAGAGUUCUUCUUUCUGUUUUUCUCUUGAUGAAGAACUUACAUGUUUAUUGUCUGUUCUGGUGCUGUGGAUUGAAAGCACAGCAUGAGCAUGAAUCCUAGAUUUAUUUCUUCAUCAAAGGAAGGAAGGUUCCUUUCUGAUUGUGUAUCAAAAAGCAAUAUGGUAAAAACAGAAAUUUGCAAACACAGGACACCUGUAGGUGAAUGACUGAGAUGCUUACCUGGUGAAACGAUUUUUGACAAGGAUUGUCACUGCCUUGGGAGUGCAGGCAGCAAACAAGAAAUCUGAAGGGGCUCUGACCAGUAUGCAACCAGGCAUCGCUGCACCCCAGGCCACCUUGACUUUGUAAUGGAAAAAGAGAGUCCGUGUUGAGCUACUCAGCAUCUGAUCAAUCACCUGAGUCCACCAGGCUGGCCUUGCAAGAUUCUAUCUCUUACCUUCAUGAAGAGCAAGAAGAAACAGCUGAGGCAUAGGAUGGAGUUAUGCUUGGAGUAAGAGGAUCUAUUAUAAGAGAAAGGCAGAUUGUUACGCUGCAUCAUGCACCAGCAGAAUAGUAUUCCUGCUUUUUUAUGCUACAAAUUGUGAAACAAUGAAUGUCUUAACCAUGUCACAUUGAUAUCAAGUCAUGGGUCACUUGCAAAUGUAAGUUGCCACAAGUGGGCUAUUUUAGCCAAGUAACUGUUUGGAUAUCAAGACUUUAUAUUCCAAUAGUCUGUUUGCUCAGAGAAGUGGAUCAGGGAGGUGAAGUGGACAGCUGGCAUAAUAUAUGGACACUUGAACCUGGAAACGAAAAGACAGCUGCUGGAUCUAAUUUUAAACAUAGGUCUUGGUCAGAUCGCUCUAGAUCCUGCUUGUCCUGCUGCAACAAAGUCGUUAAUGGUAGUAGAGAGGCGUGAAGUUGAAGAUACCGAUAAAGAACUUCUGUGAGGAAGGGAAUCACCCUUGUUCCAGUUAUGGUAUUUCCAUUUUUCACAGUUAGUUCAGAAGUACCGAAAUUGCGGAAGGAAGAUCAGAAAGCACGAAAUGCACUCUUGGCUGAUAUCCAGCAGGGAACUCGCUUAAGAAAAGUGACUCAAAUCAACGACCGCAGUGCACCACAGAUUGAAAAACCCAAAGGAGCUAACAGAGAUGGCGUUAAUCCAGCCGUCAAUAAAGGUGGCUCUCAGCAGCCUUUGGGAGGUUUAUUUGCUGGUGGCUUUCCUGUUCUCAGACCAGCAGGCCAGAGGGACAUGACAGCAGGGAGGCCUGGGCAGGUUUCCGGGGUCCGAGCAGCGGCCCCCAAACACUCUGCCCCAGCGAACAGCGGCGCUGCUAAGCCGAGCAGUAACCCCUCGCACCCAGCCGAAGGUCCAAGGGCAGCUGUGCCACCAGAGCCUCCCAGCACCUCCCGAGCCGCAGCGGGAGCCGGAGCCGGCCCCGGGCGGCCCAGCCUGCCCGCCCCCCCUCCACCGCCUCCCGCUUCCAGCAAACCUUCCCUCACUUUCCCUCCUCCUCCCCCUCUCCCUCCUCCGGCCGAUCGCCCUCCCAAGGCGGUGACACCCGGUGCGGCUCCUCCGCCCCCGCUCCCUCCUCCCCAGGCUGACAAACCCGCCAAGUCUCCAGCAGGCGCUUCACACCCGCCCCAACCGCCCCCUCCUCCUCCUCCUCCCCCUCCGCUGCCCCUCGUUCCCCCCUGCGGGCUGCCGGCCAGGACUGCCGAUGUCCCUGCGGCUACCGCCCCUCCAGCCGAAGGGAGGGACUGUCCCCCUCCCACGCCGCCUCCCCCUCCUCCUCCGCCGCCCCACGCCCACCCGGUGCCCGCGAACAGGCUCUCCUUUCCCCCCUCCCCAGCCUUUAGCGGUGCUGACGUGCCCCCUCCGCUGCCCCCCAAGUCUCCCCACUUGCUGUCACAGUUCCAUAAGCCAAGCAGCAUCCAGUCGCUGCCGCUCCCACCCACCCCCGGCCACGCUCAGCCCGCAGCCGGGACAGAGACCAGGAAGAAGAGACCCGGCCGAGGCGCAGGAACCGGUGCUGGGAAGCUGGUCACACCUCCACAACCACCAGCAAGAUCCCCAACAACUGAACUUACGAGCAAGUCUGGAGUCUCAGCCUGGGCUACAGCUCAUGACCCCUACCCACCACUCAAAAAUGGAAAUAUGCACAUCAUUGAUGACUUUGAAUCUAAAUUUACUUUCCAUUCUGUGGAAGAUUUUCCCCCACCUGAUGAAUUCAAGCCAUUUCAGAAAAUAUAUCCCAGCAAGAUAGCUAGAGAUCCUUCUAAAAAUCCUCCAUUAAGAACAUAUGUGAGAUGAGAAGAGUCUGCUGAUGCUCUCUGGAAGAGUAUUAAAAAAGAACAUCAAGAUAAUAUAUAAAACAGAAGGGGUCCCCAUUGCAGUGAAAGUGAUUGUAUUUGAGUCACAAGUACUGCAAUGUAAACAUUUCUAUGAACUGGAAAAAUGGUGUAAAUGAUACCUUUUUAGCUGGCCUACAUACUACAGGAAUGUUAGUACAGGCUUUUAAAUUAUUGUAAAUAGGUGGAUAUUUUUUAAGCAAAGCAGCAUAAAAUUUAAGUUCUUUGUAGUGUUGAAACAAUUCUCAUUCUUAUCAUGCUGACAAGGUUAUCUCAGAAUGUUUUGCAUUACAUGCCUGUAUUUCUUUUUUCCCCUUUCAUCAUAAUUUUUAAGUAUUUUGGAAAUUCUCCAGUUAUUAUUCAGACAUUUUUUCAAUGAACUGUCAAACUAAUGUACCACCUUUAGUCUGUUUUUAUGUUCCUUCGCUUCUAUCCUGCCUAUCCUCAGAUUGCAGCAGGAUGUCAUUUUCAUGAAGGGACAGGCCCACAAUCCUUCUCUCAUCAAGCAUGAAGAGGAGAUGACAAGGAGCUGUGGCUGCUGUUGAGCCUAUCUCCUACUGAUUACAGAUCCUUAUAGGAUAGUGUCUGAAGAAGACCAGCCUGGGUAGGGUGGUCAUGGAUUUGACAAAGAUGACAGAACUUCUGCAAAGUAGAGGAAAAGAAAGUUGCUAUAUUGUAAGCAAAAAAAAAAAAAAAAG